UUCACUGAAAAAGUCAUAUAAGUAUCCUACACUUCUAGAUGAAGGUCGUGCUGUUGAUGCUGGUGGCGUUGAUGGUGGUUCUACCAGAUGUUAGCGGGUUGCGAUGGAGGGAGUGGUUCAGAGAGAGAGUCAAGGAUCCGGUUAAAGCUUGGGCGUAUAAAAUACGACAAGGGAAGCGCGACACCGACGGCCUUGACACCAACAAAGAUGGGGAGUUAGAUGAGACGGAACUGCAGCAGGUUCUGGAGGAGCGAGAUGUAAAGAACCUGCUGGAUGCCAUGGACGUUGACGACACCAUUUCAGUCGAGGAGUUCGAGAGAAACCUCCGUGAAAUGGAUGAUACAGAUUUAGAUGACCAGUAGGGCGGCAUUGAUCCAGGCUGCGAGUGAGCCAGGACCUGUUCCUGUCGUCUCUGCUGUACCGCGGCACUCAAAUAAAAGAUAAAUAAGCCCUUGAA
Haliotis rufescens (red abalone) is the source of this 457-nucleotide messenger RNA. RefSeq lists its product as uncharacterized. Lineage: Eukaryota; Metazoa; Mollusca; Gastropoda; Lepetellida; Haliotidae. The coding region runs from base 39 to 362 and encodes 107 amino acids. The transcript is spliced from 4 exons. The record is from RefSeq and is a predicted model, not a curated record. Gene Ontology annotation, molecular function: calcium ion binding.